AUGGACAGCGUGAACAUGGCCAUCUUGCUUCUCCUCCUGGCUCUCAUCUGUCUGUUCCUGACCUUGAACUCCAGAGGCAAGAGCCACCUGCCUCCAGGACCCACGCCUCUACCCAUCCUGGGGAACCUACUGCAACUUCGCUCCCAGGACUUGGUGACAUCCCUCACCAAGCUGAGUAAGGAGUACGGCUCUGUGUACACGGUCCACCUGGGGCCCAGGCGGGUGGUGGUCCUCAGCGGGUUCCAGACGGUGAAGGAGGCGCUUGUGGACCAAGCGGAGAGUUUCAGCGGCCGCGGUGACUACCCUGUGUUCUUCAACUUCACCAAGGGCAACGGCAUCGCCUUCUCCAACGGGGAGCGGUGGAAGGUGCUGCGAAAGUUCUCCAUCCAGAUUCUCCGGAACUUCGGCAUGGGAAAGCGCAGCAUCGAGGAGAGGAUCCUGGAGGAAAGCAGGUUCCUGUUGGAGUCGCUGCGGAAAACCGAAGGGCAGCCCUUCGACCCCGUGUUUGUCAUCAGCCGCUCCGUGUCCAACAUCAUCUGCUCGGUGCUCUUCGGCAGUCGCUUCGACUACAGCGACGAGCGUCUGCUCACCAUCAUCCGGUUCAUCAACGACAACUUCCAGAUCAUGAGCAGCCCCUGGGGCGAGAUGUACAACAUCUUCCCAAGUCUCCUGGACUGGCUACCUGGGCCUCACCGACGUCUGUUCAGGAACUUCAGGGGCAUGAAAGCUCUCAUCGCCCGCAGCGUCCGCGAACACCAGGCCUCCAUAGACCCCAGCUCUCCCCGGGACUUCAUUGAUUGUUUCCUCACAAAGAUGGCCCAGGAGAAGCAGGACCCGCUGAGCCACUUCCAAAUGGACACCUUGCUGAUGACCACACAUAACCUGCUCUUCGGAGGCACGGAGACCGUGGGCACCACGCUCCGCCACGCGUUCCUCGUGCUCAUGAAGUACCCGAAAAUUCAAGCCCGCGUGCAAGAGGAGAUCGACCGCGUGGUGGGGCGCUCGCGGCAGCCGUCGCUGGAGGACCGCCCGGCCAUGCCUUACACAGACGCGGUGAUCCACGAGGUGCAGCGCUUCGCAGACAUCAUCCCCAUGAACCUGCCGCACCGGGUCAUCCGGGACACGGCUUUCCGAGGCUUCCUGAUACCCAAGGGCACCGACGUCAUCACGCUCCUCAACACUGUGCACUCUGACCCCAGCCAGUUCCUGACGCCCCGCGAGUUCAACCCCAAUCAUUUCCUCGAUGCCAAUCAGUCCUUCAAGAAGAGCCCCGCCUUCAUGCCAUUCUCAGCUGGACGUCGCCUGUGUCUGGGAGAGUCACUGGCCCGCAUGGAGCUCUUUCUGUUCCUAGCCUCCAUCCUGCAGAACUUCACGCUGCACUCGCUGGUGGCGCCCGAGGACAUCGACCUCAGUCCCCUCAGCACCGGGCUGGGCAACGUGCCGCGGCCUUUCCAACUGUGUCUGCGCCAGCGCUGA
Molecule: messenger RNA, 1476 nt
Organism: Jaculus jaculus (lesser Egyptian jerboa)
Lineage: Eukaryota; Metazoa; Chordata; Mammalia; Rodentia; Dipodidae
Product: cytochrome P450 2F2
Exons: 9
Coding region: 1-1476 (491 amino acids)
Biological process (GO): xenobiotic metabolic process
Cellular component (GO): intracellular membrane-bounded organelle; cytoplasm
Molecular function (GO): oxidoreductase activity, acting on paired donors, with incorporation or reduction of molecular oxygen, reduced flavin or flavoprotein as one donor, and incorporation of one atom of oxygen; iron ion binding; oxygen binding
Source: RefSeq, a predicted model, not a curated record